Messenger RNA from Harpegnathos saltator (Jerdon's jumping ant), 1650 nucleotides. It is a transcript of the gene Rab19, whose product is annotated as RAS oncogene family member Rab19. Bases 290 to 937 code for a protein of 215 amino acids. The record is from RefSeq and is a predicted model, not a curated record. Gene Ontology annotation, molecular function: GTPase activity; GTP binding. The transcript has 5 exons. Lineage: Eukaryota; Metazoa; Arthropoda; Insecta; Hymenoptera; Formicidae.
GCGACUAGCCGAAAAUUGAGCAAUUGUUAAUUUGUUAAUUGGUAAGACAUCCGCAAAGUUGAGUAUUCUUUGUCAGUCUUACAAGUUUGUACGAGUUAUAGCUAAUAUCAUAAGCAGUAGGGCGGAAAGAUGAACCAAGAUGGACGCAAUUAGGUGAAGGAAAGCUUGAGGAGGAGACGGUGGCGGUGAGUAAUGAUGGUGUAGAGAGUAUGUGUCGCAGAAAGUGCAGCAUCCCGAAUGUUUGAUCCUUGUUGUCGUCGUCGUCGUCGUCGCGUACCUGUCGGUGAGAAUGUCGUACCGCGACCCCGACAAUUUGAUGGUGAGCACGAACGACGAGAACUUCGACUACCUGUUCAAAAUUGUGCUGAUCGGUGACUGCGGUACAGGCAAGACUUGCGUGGUGCAGCGCUUCAAGUCGGGCACAUAUGUCGAACGCCAGGGAAAUACCAUCGGUGUCGACUUUUCCAUGAAGACCGUGCUGAUAGACGGCAAGAGGGUCAAGCUACAAAUAUGGGAUACUGCAGGGCAAGAAAGGUUUCGUACAAUAACUCAGAGUUACUAUAGAUCUGCAAAUGGAGUAAUCAUAGUUUACGAUAUCACAAAGCGAUCGACAUUCUUGAAUUUGCAACGUUGGAUGGAGGAAGUUCGAAGAUAUACUUCAUCACAUGUGUUAUUAGUCUUAGUUGGUAAUAAAUGCGACCUGGAAGAUCUGCGAGAAGUGAAAAAAGAGGAGGCUGAAGCUUUGUGCGAAUAUCUGCCUGAAGUUUUACACAUAGUGGAGACCUCAGCCAAAGAUAACACAAAUAUAGACACCAUUUUUUUCUAUCUGGCAUCUGAACUCAAGAGACGACAUGAAAAUCGCCAAAUUAGCGCAAGCGAGAACGAUGUGGUGAGACUUGGCGUGGGACGAAAUUUGUCUUCUUGUUCAAGCUGUUAGUAUAAGAUAUUUCGAAACUUUAGAUAACUCCUUCACUUCGUAACUCCAAGUAUAUUUGGAUGGUCAAGAUAUCAAUGCAGAGAUGAAUUAUGUAACAAGAUAAGAGGCACUAAGUCUGUAUGUAAUUAUCCUUAUCCAUGGAUAAGAUGAAACUAUGGAUAAGAUCGAAAGUACAUGGGUAGAGCAAAUAUUUCUUUUCUUCGACUUAUUGCCUCUUAUUUCAUUACGGUGAUAAAAAUUAAUAUUUAUUUUGAAAUGGAGCAGUCAAAAUCAGUCCGUAAGUAUCCCUACGAAACGCAUAUUAUUAUAUAUGAAGUUAAAGAUAGCACUUUAUUAUCUGUGUGAAAUAGAACGUUCAUAGUUAUUCUUGUAUCGAGAAAUAUGAAUCUCGUAAGAAUCCAAUCCUUAAAAAUAGGGUGACUUACACUUUCGCUCUGGUUGUUUGUUGUCCAAGAGCACGUUUGUAUAUUUUUAUAUGCGAUUUAACAAGUACAUACAUAUAUACAAAUAUAUAAAUAUACACACAUGCGCGCGCGCAUACAUAUGCACACAAUAUUUUACAAAUACUACAGCGACCUGAACACAUUUUGGAUGUCCAGUGCCUUGAAAAACUUUCUAUAAACGUCCCAUAUUUUCAUAUAAUAUGUGAAUACAUUCACAAAGUGCGAUUGUGAGGAUUAUAGACGAUUUAAAUAUAGUGCGUGGUAACUUAA